AUGUCGAGUUUCGGAUAUCUUUCUAGUAAAGACGCUUCAGCUGUGGAGGAUCUCCUUUCACAGACCAUGGAUCUCUACGUUCUUGAGCAAGUCGCCGCCAUCAACCUUGCUGGCUUCACCGACUCUGCUCUUCCCACUAAUCUUGAAACCCGUUUCCGUCGUCUCAAAUCUCUCCCGGUUUCUAGACAACCCGACCCAGUUUCUUCGUCCAAGAAGCUUCCCUCCCACUCCAAGAGCAUGGCUGCUUCUUCCUUUUCUGUUUAUGAGAAAAGGAACUUAUCCGGAAGAAUAAAACGUGUUCCGAGUGUGCAAUCUCGUCCGUUGGUUUCAUCUUCUGACCAAACGCGAGUUUUCUCGGGAAGAAUCAAACGCGACUCGAUUGGAAACAUCGGUUCGAGGAGACUUUCUCGAGAUGGUAAGGUUUUGUCGCGACCAACAAUAACUACACAAACACUGAAGCUGCUUCCUAGAGAGAAAACAAGAACUAGUUCAGCUUCGUCUGUCUCUAUUGAUUUAAAGUCGUCAUCGUCGUCGGAACCAGACCAAGAAGAACGGUCAAAACAGAAACCAAAGUCGAAGUUGUCAGUUUCGUGGUUUGACACGUUAUUAUUACCAUCACGAGCCAUGGGUUGCUUAUCUUUCUCCAAGCAUAACGUCAUCAAAACAACAAAAACUUAG
Molecule: messenger RNA, 678 nt
Organism: Eruca vesicaria subsp. sativa (arugula)
Lineage: Eukaryota; Viridiplantae; Streptophyta; Magnoliopsida; Brassicales; Brassicaceae
Source: the annotation of a GenBank genome assembly